Molecule: messenger RNA, 1686 nt
Organism: Williopsis jadinii
Lineage: Eukaryota; Fungi; Ascomycota; Saccharomycetes; Phaffomycetales; Wickerhamomycetaceae
Gene: SSY1
Product: Ssy1p
Exons: 1
Biological process (GO): amino acid transmembrane transport
Cellular component (GO): membrane
Molecular function (GO): amino acid transmembrane transporter activity
Source: RefSeq, a predicted model, not a curated record
GUCCAGAGGAAGUUAGUCCGGUCGCAGAUCCAGAUGAUCGCGCUGGGCGGCACGCUCGGUGUUGGGCUCUACCUCAACUCGGGCAAGGCCUUCAGCAUUGCUGGGCCGCUAGGCUGUUUCCUCGGGUUCACCAUCUCUGGAAGCAUAGUGCUGGCCACUAUGCUGAGCUUUGCGGAGAUGUCCACGCUGAUCCCGACCACGUCGAGCAUUUCAGGGCUGGCGUCACGGUUUGUCGAAGAUGCCUUUGGCUUUGCGCUGGGAUGGUGCUAUUGGCUGAGCUUCACCAUUGCGAUGCCUUCAGAGGUGUGUGCGGCCACGAUCAUGCUGAGCUACUACACGGACCUGGAUGUUCCCUCCGCGUCGACGUCUGGCUUUGUUGUGCUGUUUCUGGUGUUCAUCAUCGGGAUCAACCUCUUUGACGUCAGAGUCUACGGCAACAUCGAGUACGUGACCUCGCUGGUCAAGGUGCUGUUCUCCGUGGCCCUGAUCAUCACGAUGAUCGUGCUCAAUGUGCAAGAGAAUUAUGGGUUCAUGUACUGGACCCCGUCCCGGUCACCGUCGUGGGCCAGCUAUGGUCCAUUCAGGCCCACUUUUGACUUGAACGACGUUGGACAGGGCUCCAGGGGUGGCAUUGGUGGAGGCUGGGGCCGUCUGUUGGGCGUGCUUUCUUCGGUAUUGAUCUCGUCGUAUGCGUACACUGGAAGUGAGAUUGGAUUCAUCGCCUCCAUGGAGUGUAAGAACCCGAGAAAGGCCCUUCCAAGCGUGACGAAGAGAGUCUUUGGCCGUGUGGUGUUCCUCUAUCUGCUCUCCAUCUUCCUCGUGAGCCUGAACUUCUACUCUGGCGAUCCUCGUCUAUUGCACUAUUACUCGCCUGAUGAUGCUGCUAAGGAUAUCUCGCCUUCAAUCUUGGAACAUUACCAAACACAGUGCACUUCUAGCACGCUAUCCCAAUACUCCAACGGGAACCAGUCUCCCUGGAUCAUUGCUCUACAGACAGUGGGGCUUUGUUCGUAUGCUGCUGUGAGUAAUGCCUUCUUCAUCAUGUUUGCUGUCACUGCAGGCUCGUCCCAUCUGUACGUAUCUUCACGUACCAUUUACUCAAUGGCUACCCAAGGGAAGGCCUUCCAAGUCUUUGCAACAUGCUCGGAUGCUGGUGUCCCUUACGUGGCAGUGCUCUCGUCAGGAUCGUUCGGGUUGUUGGCCUUCCUGUCCAUCAAUAAGAAGGCACUGAGGGUGUUCCAGGAUUUUGCGAACAUCUCUUCAACCACUGCGAUGCUGAUGUGGGCAGGGAUGUGUCUCUCAUUCAUACGGUUCUACUACGGACUCAAGCUGAGGCCUGAUAUCAUCUCACGGAGUGAUCCUUCCUACCCCUACAGAUCACCACUACAACCGUUCUUAGCCAUCUACGGCCUGAUAGGGUCGUUGUUAAUUGUGAUAUUUAUGGGGUUUGUUGUGUUCUUGAAAGGAUAUUGGAACACACAGACUUUCUUUGUGAGUUAUGGUGCCCUGAUGCUGUUUGCUAUCUGCUACUUUGGUUAUAAGUUCUUUAGAAGCUCCAAGAUCCACAGGCUGGAUCAAUUGGACUUGGACUCUGGAAGAAGAGAGAUGGAUCGCAUCAUCUGGGACGAGGAGACGAACUACAUAAGUUCUGUUGGUGAACUGAUCAAGAAGGUCAUAUCGUGGCUG